AAAACGGAAAAAUGGCUUUGAAAUUACUAUUUUACCCAUUUGUCAUCUCCCUAUAUAAACCUCAGUGGACUUGUUUCAGUUAGCGUAACCACUCGCAGUGCUAAAGAAUUCCCUAGCAAACCGUCUCUAACAAACUUCUAAACAAAAACUACUUUAUUCUCUUUCUCACUCGGCAUUCUCUCUCUACACUGUUUCAACAAUGUCAAUGGUUUCUCCUUCUUCAAGAACUCAAACGUCACCGCGCUCGUACUCCUCAGCGUUUGCGUCCACGUCGACGACGAACUUCUCUCCUGGAACAUACUCCUCCGCGAACGCCAGAGUGCAGCGCAACCUUCCAUCAUCUUCAUCAUCGUCGUCGGUGAGAUUCUUGGCAGUGGAGCAGAGAGUGGAGUCUCCAGUGCGGCGCUCAAUGACGGUGGCGACGACGAGUCAGACGAAGAAGGAGGCGGUGUCCUCGUCGUCGUCGUCGAACACUGAGAGCGAGAAGAGGAAGUGCAUGUGUUCUCCAACCAUGCAUCCUGGAUCGUUCCGAUGCGCGUACCACAAACAAUUAGCGGAGAGGCAGCAGCAACAGGAGCAGCGACAACAGCAACAGCGGCAGCAACAACAACAGCGGCAGCAGGAACAACCGCAGCAGCAGCAACAGCAACCGCGGCAGCAGCAGCAAACGAUGCCGCUAAGCGGUAGAAAACUGAACCUUCUGAGAUCUGCGAUGAAGAAUUCGGUGGUGAGGAGGAUUGGAGGAGUGGACGGAGAGAUUGUUCGGAGAGCCUUGACGACUCUGAUUAGACCGUCGUCACACUACUUGCAUCGCCGUGUAGCAUUUCAGCCCAGGCCCACUCGGCUCUCCCUCAUGUCCAAAGCCCAAGACCAAUCAAUUCUCAAUAAUAAACAAUAAUACUCUUUUUUCAUUUUCGGAAAAAUACACUUGUAUGUAAAUACUCUAGGUUUUCUUUCAACAGCAAUAACUG
Messenger RNA from Vigna umbellata (rice bean), 971 nucleotides. RefSeq lists its product as uncharacterized. Lineage: Eukaryota; Viridiplantae; Streptophyta; Magnoliopsida; Fabales; Fabaceae. The record is from RefSeq and is a predicted model, not a curated record.